Messenger RNA from Trematomus bernacchii (emerald rockcod), 8522 nucleotides. RefSeq names its product trinucleotide repeat-containing gene 6B protein-like. Lineage: Eukaryota; Metazoa; Chordata; Actinopteri; Perciformes; Nototheniidae. The record is from RefSeq and is a predicted model, not a curated record. Gene Ontology annotation, biological process: miRNA-mediated post-transcriptional gene silencing; positive regulation of nuclear-transcribed mRNA poly(A) tail shortening. Gene Ontology annotation, cellular component: P-body; nucleoplasm. Gene Ontology annotation, molecular function: nucleic acid binding.
ACAGAAGCAAAAUGGCCGAUAGCAAACUAACCGAUCACACAGCGUCUGACAGUCAUCAAGGGGUUAUGCAUGUUUUGUUUACAGCGUGAGAACUACAGUCGCUCACAAAAAGGAAUACUCGCCUUUUCCUCGUUUUUUUUCUACGAUUAUCCUUUCGGUGAUGUCAUUUCUUAUUCAAUUUAGCCUUGAACGCCUCGAAGAACUAGCUCGCUAGGCUAGCUACCUUUGCUAGCCUGCUAGCGGUGGGUCUGCAAGAAUUUUUGCACAGAAGCACUUUAUGUCCUAUGUGAUUCCCGAGACAGGAGAAUCAGGAAAGGGAACAGUAGUUCAUGGAAGACAAGAACAAGACGAAAGAAGAUAAAAAGAAAAAGGAAACCUCUCAGAAGGUGCCAGAACAGAAAAUCAAAGUGCCAGAAUCAGCCAAACCCUCCUGUUCCCAGGCUCUAGCCACCCCAGGCUCAGUGUCCCCCAGCCCUGGCCCUGUUGCCCCCUCGUCUCCCAGUCCUGGUGCAGCCGGGGUUUCUGCACAAGUUCCUCCUGGUGGCGGGAACAAUGCAAAGCAGCGGACUGCUGUGGCCAACGGACAGCCCACCUCCUCCCCCUCUGGAAGCCAGACCUCCCAACAGCAGCGAUACAUGUCCAAAGAGGUUCCGCCGAGAUUUCGCUGCCAGCAGGACCAUAAAGUGCUACUGAAGAGGGGCCAGCCGCCGCUGUCCUCCAUGCUACUGGGGGGAGGCGCAGGGGACGGGGGUGUUGGAGGAGGCAGUGGCUGGGCAGGCGCCCCAUCGCUCUCCUCCCAGGGAGCCGAUGUAAACACAGCUGGAGGCGCAGAUUCCAACCUGGGUUCAUCCUCCACUUCACCCCCCAACUCAUCCUCAUCAUGCAUCGCUGCUCUGUCGUCUUCUUCUUCUACUACUACUACUACUUCAACUUAUGCAAAUUCCACUUGGGGGGCGGGCUCGGGCAGCCAGUCCUCUUCUCAGGGCUGCGGGAAGGUAAUAGUGGACAGGACGGACCUGGGGGAUUGGCCUAGCAUCCUAGGAGGGGCCAACUUGAGUUCUGAUGGGGCCGGAGGAGGAGGAGGAGGAGGUGAGCAGGAGCAAGACUGCCCUGGAAACAACAACAGUAGUGCCUCAUGGAGUGAGAGAAACAUCCAGCAGAAGGGAGCAGCAGCAGCAGCAGGAGGAGCAGGGAACAUGGACAAUCCUUCCUCGCCUCGUUCUUCUCCUCUUUCCCCCUCUUCUUCCUCGCUUAAUGAAUGUGUUCAGUCGAGUGGCGGCGCAUGGAGCUCUUCCUCCUCCUCUCAGGCGGAGACGGGGCUCGGGUCGGCAGCGUUUUACAAUUCCAAAGUCUCCCAUAUUCUUCCCGGGCCUCAGGAGAGCCCCGCAGGUGGCGGCGGCAACAGCGGCAGCAACAGCGGCGUCCCUGGUGCCAAUUUCAACCCCAAUGUGAACCCCUCCGCCUGGCCCGCUCUGGCGACGGGUGGGACGUCGACUCCAGCUGGCGACGGACUUCCACUACACUCGUCCAUUACUCCGGCUUCCUCGUUCUCUGCCAGCACCGCAGUCAUCACCACUCACCCUCUUUCAUCUGUGAAUCAGCCUAGCGUCCAUCAGACACAGACAGCUGUAGGUGGAGCUCAGCAGCACUUAGGAAACCUCGGGCCGGAGUCGGGUUCAAGAGGACCAAAUCAAGAAGGCGGCGAAGAGCGGGACUGCGGAGGGGCAGAAGGAGAAGGAAGUGUCGGCUCUUUGUCUUCCUCCUCUGCCGCCUCUUCCUCUUGGAGAUCCAUGCCUCCGGUGUCCUCCGACCCGAGUGCAGGUGGGAGCUCGCAGCCAGACGGGUGGGGUGGAGGAGGAAGUGGAGCAGGAGGUGGAGCAGGAGGUGGAGCUCAGGGGCAGGACGGGAGUGUGUGGGGCUUUGGAAGCCAGGGUGACAAGGGAGGGUGGGGCAGGGGAAACGAUGGUAGCUCAAAUACCACAGCGGUAUCUCAGGGAGCGUGGGAAGGAGGCAGUUCAGAAGGGGAGUGGGGGGGCACGGCGGGAGGUGUAAGUUCGAGCAACUUAGCAAUAGGAAGAGGAGGAGACGGGAGCAGCAACAGCAGCAGCAGUGGAGGCAGCGGCGGCGUUUUGAAGGACUCCACCUCACCAAAGUUUGCAACUAUGACAAAAGCUUGGGACAAUCAGAAAGGGAUGGAAAGUGGGGAUGGGGAGUGGGGGGGAGGGCAGGUGGGAGGCCCGGCAGUUGGGGCGCCUUCAUCCUCUAGCGGAGGAGGGUCCACAGCUGGAAGUGGCGGAGGAGGGAGCGACAGCGGACAUAAACAAGAGCAAGCCUCGUCCGAACAGCCGUCCUCCGAGAGAACCUCCAAUGCUGACGUGGCCUUACAGUGCAUGCUCAAUCGAUCUGACCUGGACCCCCGGAUUCUUUCCAACACCGGGUGGGGGCAAACCCAGAUCAAACAGAAUGUGGCCUGGGACCUGGACCCCGCGACGGGACAAAGAAGCAGAAACGAAAGAAGCUCUUCAUCUUCCUCCGCAUUCUCAUCGUCCACCAUGAACACCACCACUAGUCGCAGCUACCCGUCUAACACCAGUUCAAUAACUAACGAUCCAUCCAGCUCCGGAGCGAGGGACGGCUGGGAGGGGGGGGCUCCACAGACCACCUCUGGUCCUCACAUGGGUGGUAGCUCUGCGAGGAAGCCAGCAGCGCCAGAAGAAGCUGGAGGAUGGGGUGAGCCCCCACCUGAGAGCCAGGGCAAAGGUUGGGGGACUGAAGAGAAGAAGUGGGGUGAUCACAGAGGCGGAGGAAGAGGAGGAGGAGAAGGACGAGGAGGAGAAGGACGAGGAGGAGAAGGACGAGGAGGAGAAGGACGAGGAGGAGAAGGACGGGGAGGAGGAGAAGGACGAGGAGGAGGAGGAGGAGGAGGGAACUGGAGAGACUAUGGAGAACAGGGUACAGGGUGGACAGACGGUCCAGAGGAUAAAGGGACAUCGGGAUGGAAGGGCAGUGGAAGAGGAGAAGCCGGUGGUUGGGGAGGAGACAGGGGACCGAGGGACUCCAUACCUGGAGGUGGAGAUGGACGAAGCAGAAGAGGAAACCACUCUGACGAGAAGGGAUCUUCCUGGGGUCAUUCAGAUGAUUCUCAGGGGGGAGGAUGGGGAGGAGGGGGAGAUGUGGGUGGAGGCAAAUCUCACCAGGACUGGGGGAGUUCCAAGCCCCACACAGCAGCAGCACAGAUACCAAACAGCCAAGUGGCACCAAUGAAAGCCCCAAAUCAACAGCAGCACCAAUCACAGGGCCCGCCGCCACAAGGAGGUCCCACUCAAGGAGGUCCCGCUCAAGGAGGUCCCGCUCAAGGAGGUCCCACUCAAGGAGGUCCCGCUCAAGGAGGUCCCGCUCAAGGAGGUCCCGCUCAAGGUCCCGCUCAAGGAGGUCCCGCUCAAGGAGGUCCCGCUCAAGGAGGUCCCGCUCAAGGAGGGUGGAACAGCCGGUCCAACGUCGGGGGUGGAGCUCCACCUCCCAAGAAUCAGAACCAAAGUUCGGGCUGGACAUCCGGCCCGAUUCCCGAAGUCCCCGGAGCCGCGGUGGACUCCCUGGAGUCCAGCGGCUGGGAAGAGCCCUCCCCUCAGUCCAUCAGCCGCAAGAUGGAGAUCGACGACGGCACGUCAGCCUGGGGAGACCCGACCCGCUACAAAAGCAAGAAUGUGAAUCUGUGGGACAAAAAGAAUGCUACGCCUGGUCAGCAGCCCCCCCCGCCAUCCACCCAACAACAACAACAACAACAACAACAACAACAACAACAACAACAACAACCACCACCACCCAGAAGGCAGCAGGGGAUGCAGCACAGCAGGGACGUAAACCCUGGCAAUACUGCAGCAGGUCCAGGCAUGUGGGGAGGAAGUUCACAGUCUGCGGAUAACGGUGCGAAUACCUGGGGUCAGUCGUCGGAUGCAUCGUCGGGCUGGGGGGAACCAGAGGAACCCAGCAAAUCUGGCUGGGGGAACCCUUCACCUAACCCUGGCAAACCUGGCAACAAGUCCAUGGAGGGCUGGGGAGGGAAGGGAGAGAGCUCUGUUGCAGCUUCCCGUCACCCCAGCUGGGACGAGGAGGACGAUGGAGGGGGAGGAGUCUGGAACAGCAGCGGCUCCCAGGGGAACAACUCCUCCUAUAACUCUGGAGGCUGGGGUCAGAGUCACGGAGGAAAGAGGGGCAACAUGAAGAGCGGAGGUGGAGACAGCUGGAUGAACCCAGUGUCACGUCAGUUUUCAAACAUGGGUCUUAUGGGUGAUGACCCAAGUCUGGACAAAAAGAUGGAAGGAGACAAGAGAGGAAUGACUGAUUACAACGGAGAGAUGCGGAGGGGAGGAAGAGGAGGUGGAGGAGGAGGAGGCUACCGCAUGCCUAGUUCCAAAGACAUGGGUCCUGUUGACAUGGGGCCCUAUGGUGAAAAGAUGGGUGGCCAUGGGGGGUAUGUCGGCAGCGGCGGCGGGGGGAUGCCUCCACCUCGAGGGAUGCACCAGCCUGGCAUGCAUCCCAUGAACCCCUCCCAGGGUUUACGUGCUCAAGUGCCUCAUCAGUACCUGUCUGCUCAGGUGCCGGGUCCCAUGCUGAAGCAGAUGCCCUCUCCUGGUGGCAGCGUGGGCGGAGUGGUUGGAGGAGUAGGAGGUGUCGGCGGGGUCGGCGGCGUGGGAAGUGUCGGAGGGGUCGGCGGUGUUGGCGGAGGAGGGUUCCCUCCUCAGAUUUCCCCGCAGCAGCUAGCAAUGCUCGGCAACAUUUACCCCCACAUGCAGCAGUUCCAUCUGGCUUGUCAGCUCCUGCUCCAACAGCAGCAGCAGCAGCAGCAGCAGCAGCAGCUCCUGCAGAACCAGAGGAAGUUCCCCCAGCCCCAGCCCCAGCCUCUCCGGCAGCAGCCUGACCCCCAGCAGCUGGCCAAGAUCAUGGCUAUUUUGCAGCAGCAGAGGCAGCAUCAGCAGGGUGGAGUCGGAGGAGCAGCUCCAGGAGGAGGGAGCUCCAAACUGUCCCCCUCUCACCUGGGGGGAGGCCUAUCCAAACAACCCAUGGUAGACCCCCUUGCUCACCCUGGAAUGGGCGGCGCCUUAUCAGAUCUUCAUGCCAAAACACAAGGGAUGUAUUCUGGUCUAGCCCCUGGUGGAGGCCUGGAGCUCGGCCCCAUGAUGGGAGGGAUGAAGGACACAGGAGGACAGCAGUCCCGCUACAAAUGGAUGAUGGAGGGACACUCGCCUGCCCCAUCCCCCCCCGACGCAGCUCUUCACAAGAAUGGUCCUUUACCCAGUGGUAUGAAGGUGAGAGGAGGAUCCCCUUACUCCCAGUAUGAGAUGCUGGGCAGCGAUGGAAUGGGGAUUCCCCCUCAAGGCUCUGCAGACAACUGGCACCGGACCCCCGGGAGUAAAAUGGGGAAUAAACCUGCCACAUCCAGCUGGCCUCCAGAGUUCCAGCCCGGUGUGCCCUGGAAGGGAAUCCAGAGCAGUGGAGACCCGGACUCUGACCCCUACAUGACCCCCGGGAGUGUCCUAGGCUCCCCGGGACCCCCGAGCCUCAACGACUCUGACCACCAGUUACUGCGAGACAACAUAGGGCCAAACCCCUCCCUCAACACCUCGCUGCCUUCACCUGGUGCCUGGCCCUACAGUGCCUCAGACAGCCCCCUCAGCAAUGCACACAGCACAGGAAAGUACUCAGAGUACAAGCCCAGCUGGCCCCCAGAGCCCAUCGGACAAAACAAGAUGUGGAAGACCAAUCGCAACAGCUCACAGCUGCCACGCCCCCCUCCUGGCUUAGCCAAUCAGAAGCAGGCCUCGCCCUCCCCGUGGGGCAGCGGAGGCCCGCGGAUGGCUCGCAACUGGGCAGGGAGCGGGAUUAAUCAAGAGUCGAGAUAUGGCCCAGGCUCAACUUGGAGCGAUGGUGUUACCCCCAGAGGAAGCUGCUGGUUGCUGCUGAGCAACCUCACCCCUCAGAUUGACGGCUCCACGCUGAGGACGAUCUGCAUGCAGCACGGCCCGCUGCUCACCUUCCACCUCGGCCUGACACAGGGCAGCGCUCUGAUUCGCUACAGCACCCGGCAGGAAGCAGCCAAGGCCCAGGGUGCACUGCACAUGUGUGUCCUGGGCAACACCACGAUCCUGGCGGAGUUUGUGAGCGAGGAGGAAGUUGCUCGCUAUUUUGCACAUUCCCAGGCGGGAGGGUCGGAGGGGUCUGGCUCCGGAGGGUCAGCGGCACCAGGCGGGUCGCAGGGUUCUCCUGGACCGGGCCCUGCAGCAGCCAGCGGGGGGGGCAGCUCCCCGGGGAGUGAGAGGGCAGCGACGGGCACAACUCCAGGUGGAAACGGGAAUGGUGGAGGAGGAGGGGGAGGCGGAGGAGGAGGAGGGGGAGGAGGAGGGGAGGGUGGAGCGGCGGCUCUGGCUGGGGGAAGGUCCUCUGGCUCCACUUGGCAGAGUCUCGACGGUACAGGAAGUUCAUCAGAAGCUUCGACAGCCCAAGGACCCGGGCCCGGGCUGGGUGUUUUCUCCCAGUGGAGUCACAACGGGGAGGGAGGGGGAGGCGUCGGGGGGGUGGACUCUGCCAGGUCUGGGCUGUGGGGGGGCAUGAAUGCAGGAUACCCCAGCAGCAGCAGCAUGUGGGGGGCACCGCAAAUGGAGGAAAGGCACCAAAUGGACAGCCCUGCCGCCUUGUUGCCUGGCGACCUGCUGGGGGGAGGAGCUGACUCCAUCUGAUGAGCACCCCCCCCUCUAUUUGUAGGUGUAGGUUUGGACACACUGAUACAAAAAAUACACUGGGAUACAUAUGUACUUACUAUAGCACACACACAUGGUAUGCAUAUUAAUGUAAUACACAUAUACACACAUGUGCGUACAUAUACACGGUAUGCAUAUAAAUGUGCACACACAUCAAGCAGAAAUGUGAGACAUGCUUACACACAUUCUCGUGGCCAGACUUAAGCUAUUAUAUAAACAAAUGCAGGGACUGUUAGAUGUGUAUACAGCCUUUUUUUCCACAGAUGAAGAUUUCAACUGCUUAGACUUGAAACCUGAAAAAAAAAAAAACGAAAAAGAAUGAGAAGUCUCAAAGACUUGACUGGAUUGCAAUGUGCUUAGUAAACAGGGGACUUUUCAAAACAGAUUUACAUACACAUGCACACACCAAAUACAGACGAGCCUUCAGACAGAUGGGCACUGUAAACAGCAUUACCUUCAUCGUAUAAAAACUACUACAUGAUGUGAGGUUAAAGUGCAUUUUGUAUUCACGUCCCCUUAAAAGCGGAGACCGAAUCCACAUGCAAACAGCUCUGAUUGAAAACAGAACUGUAUCUUACUGUGUAUGUUUUUUCUUUUGUUUGUAUGUAUGUAUGGUUUCAAUUUUUUUUUUUUUUUGAACAGUGAAAAUAUUGAAAAUGUGUCAUUGUUCUGUUUUCAAAAUGCUGACCUCCUACUGUUGUAUCUCACGCACUCUUUCUCUGUUAUUCUCUCUGAAACAUGUUUGUUACUGUUGCAGUGAUAAAUGUUAAAUUGCUGGCAGUUUGAGGCUAUGUUGCAUUUCUCCAUGUGUCGUAUACACACUAUAUGGACACGAGUAUGAGUGAGACUGAGACCAAGUAUGUGGAUUAAAACCACAGUUGUGUGUGUGAAUGUGAGGAUAGUGUGUGUGUGUAUGCAUGUUACUGCCUGUCAUAAUGUGGGCAAGGCUGCUUACUAUACAGAAGGUCUAUACAAAAAUGUUUUUGAGUGCAUUCGGUAUACUGCUGACUGUGUGUUAAGAAAUAUUGGCACUAAUGCUUAAUUUUUUUUCUUCUCUCAUUUGAAGUUGUUUUUUUUUAGUCUUUUUUAUUGUCCGACCUGCAAUAAUAAAAAAGAAAAAUUUUAAUGACACAAAGAGCUGAAGGCAUACGCGUUGAGUAAAUGGACAUGCCAAAUCUUAUCAAACUGUGUGGAGGGAAAGGGAGGGAGGGGGGGGGGCGGGUUGUUUACAGAUGCAGAGUAAGAGUUACCGUACGUUUUUUCAAUGUUCUGUUGUGUAUUCGUUUUAAAUUAAGACAGGCUUUAACACUCCUGUUCAGUGUUUUCGUUAAGAGAUUUUACAAAGGAAAAAUUUAUUUAAACAAAUGAGAACAAGAUUAAUAAAGAUGAAAGUAUUGGCUUCUAAUUCUGUCCUCGUGGUGGUUUUGUUGAGAGUUUAUAGGUUUCUGGAUGGAGGUUAAAACAUGGAGUAGAGCUUUACCAAUAAGUUGGAUAUAUUGCAGAAGAAUCUAUAUUUAACCCUUCAAAUAAGUUCUAUUUUCUCUUUUCAUAUCGGACAUUCAAAGGCAUCACAUUGAAGGGAAUGGGACGGGCCUUUUUUCUUUACAAUUCUAUUGACAUAUUUUUCAUUUUAAUCUGGAAAUAUAUCUAUUUUGAUAAUGUAUCAUUAAACUCAUUUUUAGAUGGCAGAAAAUGCAGUUUCAACCUUUUAAAUAUGGAAAUGUCAUGCUUUUCUUAUAUAUCAACGAAUAAACUGACAAAACAAGA